AUCUUCUAUGUGGACUUUAAACGAACAUCAGAAUGGACGACGCCAUUUUAACAGCUCGUAUGAAAUCUAAGGUGGAUGAGCUAAAGGCAGCGUAUGACCGUGAGGAGUGUCCGUGCUUGGAGCAGUAUGACCCUCACACCGUAGCCAGCCUGUUGAAACAGUUCCUCCGAGAGCUGCCUGAGAACCUGCUGGGACGAGACCUGGCUCAAGGCUUUGAGGACGCCUGCAGUCGAUCAGCCGAGGCUGAGAAGGUGACAGAGUUCCAACGUCUCUUAGCGGAGGUGCCCCCUGGCAGCCGUCUGCUCCUGUCCUGGCUGGUCACUCACUUGGACCAUGUUAUCACAAGAGAGACCGACACCAAGAUGAAUAUCCAGAAUAUAUCCAUCGUACUCAACCCCACUGUACAGAUUGGGAACAGGGUCCUGUACGUGUUCUUCACCCACGUCCGGGAGCUGUUUGGGGAGGUGUUCCUGAGACCCGUGUCCCGCCCCCUCCGCUGGUCCAAUGCUGCCACCAUGCCGGCCCUGCCUGAGACGCAGGACAGCAUCAAGGAGGAGAUACGACGACAGGAGUUCCUGUUGAACUGCCUCCACAGGGACCUCCAGGCUGGGGUUAAAGAUAUGUCUAAAGAGGAGAGGCUCUGGGAGGUUCAACGCAUCCUCACGGCUCUCAAACGCCAACUACGGGAGGCCAAGAAACAGGAGUGUGAGACUAAGAUAGCCCAGGAGAUAGCCAGCCUCUCUAAAGAAGAGAUGACUGAGAACGAAGAAGAGGUGGUUAAUAUCAUACUGGCACAGGAGAAUGAGAUCCUGACAGAGCAGGAGGAGCUGAUAUCUCUGGAGGAGGUGUUGAGGAGGCAGAUAUCUACAGAGAAGGGGGAGAUCGAGAGGCUGAGGGCCGAGAUCGCUGACAUACAGAGUCGUCAGCAGGGUCACAGUGAGACAGAGGAGUCCUCUUCAGACAGUGAGAGUGAGAGUGAAGACGAGGAGGAACUCCAGAUGAUCCUGGAAGAGCUGCAGAAACAGAAUGAAGAACUGGAGGCUGUCAGGCUGUCUAGUCACAGAGGAAGGCUGUGGCCAGAGUGA
This is a messenger RNA of Coregonus clupeaformis (lake whitefish), 1085 nucleotides long. RefSeq names its product ralA-binding protein 1-like. Gene Ontology annotation, biological process: small GTPase-mediated signal transduction; endocytosis; positive regulation of GTPase activity. Bases 33 to 1085 code for a protein of 350 amino acids. The record is from RefSeq and is a predicted model, not a curated record. NCBI's taxonomy places the organism in Eukaryota, Metazoa, Chordata, Actinopteri, Salmoniformes, Salmonidae. Gene Ontology annotation, cellular component: membrane. The transcript is spliced from 10 exons. Gene Ontology annotation, molecular function: small GTPase binding; GTPase activator activity.